Molecule: messenger RNA, 1725 nt
Organism: Chanos chanos (milkfish)
Lineage: Eukaryota; Metazoa; Chordata; Actinopteri; Gonorynchiformes; Chanidae
Gene: gtf3c5
Product: general transcription factor IIIC, polypeptide 5
Exons: 11
Coding region: 1-1617 (538 amino acids)
Biological process (GO): transcription initiation at RNA polymerase III promoter
Cellular component (GO): transcription factor TFIIIC complex
Molecular function (GO): RNA polymerase III type 1 promoter sequence-specific DNA binding; RNA polymerase III type 2 promoter sequence-specific DNA binding
Source: RefSeq, a predicted model, not a curated record
AUGGCUGCGCCUAUGGAUGGCCCCCCACUUUCUUCAGCGCGAGAGACUGAUGAAACCGCACAUGUAGUGGAUGAUGCCCCUGGUACCUCUAGUGCAACGACAACCUCGAUGCCAGCUGUGUCCGGCAGCACAGCAACGAUUGCUCUUUCGGAGGCAAAACUUGUUUGUGUAGAAUAUCCAGGAUGUGUCACCAAUGUAGAAAAAAUGUUGCAAACAGUUGGGGGAGAACAGGGAGUGUCAAAGACCUAUGCAGAAUCAGUAAAACGACUGGAGCUUCGAUUUCGGCCUCAGGAUCCUUUCUGUCACCCAGUGUGUGGAAAUCGGUAUUCCUCCACUAACCUUCUCCUCCGAGUGAGGCGGAGAACCCGCAAAGGGAACCGCGCAGAUUCCCAAAUCACCAUGGAGAUCCUAGGACUAAUAGGAACAACUUAUAAAUUUCAAGGCAUGGCAGACUUCCAGUAUCUUGCUGUUCACUCACAGCCAGAUGGCUCGCAGAUGUCUUUAUAUAACAAGAUUAUUUUGCGCCAGCCUGAAAAGAGGGAGUUCUUCGACAAUGACGUGCCCCUCUUCAUACCACCUCCCAUCUUCUCUCGCCUGGACAGUGCUGUAGAUUAUUACUACCGACCAGACAUCCAGCAUAAGGAAGGCUACAUGCCACCAGUCACAUCCAAAGAGCACCUUAUUGGCAUGAGUCGGGCCCGCCGCCCGCAUAAUGCUAUUUUUGUCAACUUUGAUGACAAGGAAGUGCCAUCAGAACCUCUUGAGGCUGCCAAACUGAACUGGAGGAAGAUAUGCCACCACCCAAGUGAUGUCAAGGCUGAGGAAGAAAUGAGACAGUUGUUUGAAAAAAGGCCCAUUUGGUCCCGCAAUGCUGUCAAGGCCAACAUGGACAUCCACCCCGAAAAACUGAAGCUUCUUCUGCCCUAUGUGGCCUAUUACAUGCUAACAGGACCAUGGAGGAGCUUGUGGGUAAGAUUUGGAUAUGACCCAAGAAAAACCCCGGAGGCAAAGAUCUACCAGGUGUUGGAUUUCCGGAUCCGCUGUGGCAUGAAGCAUGGAUACGGUGUGAAUGACAUGCCAGUGAAGGCCAAAAGAAGCACUUAUAAUUACAACCUACCAACCACGCUUAACAAAGCAGGACCACAGCCUGCUAGCCUGAAGGAGAUCACCAAGGAAAGUGCACCUUCAAUGCCCAAGCCUGCCGUACCAAGAUACAAGCUAAAGGAAUCAGCCUAUAUAUUCCGUGAGGGCAUGCUCCCACCCUAUCGCCAGAUGUUUUACCAGCUCUGCGAUCUGGAAGUAGACAGAAUAAAAACAAUCAUCCACCGGAAUGAUGGGAAGGAGGAAGAGUGUGAUGAGCGUGAUGGCUGGUGUCCGCCCCGCACUGCAGAUGAGCUACGGGAUAUUAUAUCUGGCAUGAUUACCCAGAUCGUACGUGCCAAAAGGCCAGUGUCGUUAAGCUCGAGGCCCAAACGUGUUUCAGCGGGGCGUAGAAGAGCUGACAGUGGAGAGGAGGAGGAAGAAGAGGAAGAUGAUGACGAUGAUGAUGACGGGAACUAUCAGCCCUCUGAGGGGAGUGACAAUGAGAUGGAGACAGAAAUGCUUGAUUACAUGUGAAUCUAAACAGUAACUGAUUCAUUUCAGUUGAAUAAGAAAUUUACUGGAUUUUGCUGGAAAAUUGACUGGAAAAUGCAGCAUAUUGCAGCGUAGUGUUGACUGCGAACU